Botrytis cinerea B05.10 is the source of this 3617-nucleotide messenger RNA. RefSeq lists its product as hypothetical. Lineage: Eukaryota; Fungi; Ascomycota; Leotiomycetes; Helotiales; Sclerotiniaceae. The record is from RefSeq and is a predicted model, not a curated record. The transcript has a single exon. Bases 497 to 3388 code for a protein of 963 amino acids.
ACAAACACCAAUACUCGUAUCGUAGUGGAAAUCCCAGCCAUUAGCCCAUCAACACGACGCGCUUUUCCAACAGUGCUAGAGUAAUUGACGGGGCGUCAACCAUACACCAAGGUAGGGUAGAAUGGUAAACUUCGUUUGUCUUUGUUAGAAAUCGAGAACUUCCUUAUUCGGGUUAAGAAUGCGUCUCUUUGUAUUAUACCCUUUCAUUGCCUUUAUAAUUAGAUCGCUUAGAGAACCACAUCUAAGUCCAGAAGAGCUAGAAAAGUUCUAUAAAGGCAGACAGAGUUUCCAUUUUCUCUCUUCACUUGAGGUUCAAAACACUACAACCCUUUACUCAGCAGCUCCCUAUCUCAAAAAUAUCUCUCUUGCCUCCUUUAAAUCCUACUUCUCACUAAUUCCCUUCUCUUAUAUCUUUUCUUAAAAAUACUUUCACCUUUUCUGUAAAAUAUAACUUCGCAAACUUUUCGCGAAGUUACAUUCAACACAGACUUUCACGAUGUCGGACGAAGACAAUAGUACAGGUUCAGGCCACCAUUCAUCAGACAACCAAUCUCCAGCCCCUAGUGGCAAUGAGGAAGAACAAGAUCAGGCCAUGAUGAUUGAUGUGUCAGACAUACGACUUCAGCACAUGCGACACAAUGCGAUAAUAACUGCAGGGAACGAAGCUAUACUAGCAAUGAUGAGGGCCCAUGAAGCCAUCCAAACAUUUCCGGAAGAAGAACGAUACGCCAAGUACUUAGAGUUCAAUAACUGGGUUGAUGCUCAGAAAGACUGCGGAGACAACCUGAAAGAAAUGUCCAUGAUCACCAUCAUUCGAGAUAAUCUCCACAUCAAAGCCAAUGUAUCGACGAAGCAAAUGAAGAUCGACAACAAAGAGACUCUCACAAGAAUAGAAAAGAUUCGGCGCAUGCGACAAAAGGCUAUCGACAAACUCAGCCUGCUGUGGCACCAUUCUCGUAAAGGCGUUACCUUCGCCACAAUCCUCAUCAUGACAUACGGAACUAGGUUCCAAUAUGAGCUAACCAAAGUAGUCAAAUUGGCUGACCCCGACACGUUACUAGAAGUGGUCAAUGGAGAGCUCAUACGCCGACUGACAAGCCCCCCCAAGCCUGGAGUGCGGGUUAACAGACACUUGAUGCCUUCUGAGUUUAGGAUGGCUUUCAAAGUCCUCGACCCUGAGCAAGAACUUAAAGCCUUUGAGUGGGAUGACGAGAGUCGAAAACAACUUGGCCUUAAGUACAAUAUGGUCGGAAUGCUUGGAGAGGAAAGUUCCGACUACUCGGAAGACGUCCCACCGGCAGGAGACUCACACAUUGAAUUCAGUGCCAUACCAUCUCCACCUCCCAAUGAGGAAGUGAUCGCAAACCUGGAGAGAUGGUCAAGAUUGGGAGUCACAGUGGCUGAAGAAGACAAAGAGCCGCGACAAAAUUGCUUGAUGGAUAAGUGGAUCGUGAGACAAGCUGCACCAUUGGGAAGUGAGGAGGAGGCAGAAAAUGUGGAACAGCCCGAAUCGUGCAAAUGCCCACCGGAGGCUCUAGUAUCAAAGGACUGGUACCUAGCCUUGAAAGAAAAAUUCGUGGCCAAACAAAUCGGCUGGAUGACCAUGGCCGAAUUAAUUCCGCGCAGACCUGAAGGACUUUGCAACUUCCACCUCCGCCACCUAGCGAACGUGCUAGGCCUCAAAACUACUCGAGUGAAGAGCGAGUAUCUUGUCCACCGUUUCAAAACUGUGUAUAAACGCAGGGACCGUAUCGACGACGUGCGGAUACACGACAAGUACUUCGCCUGGUUCAAGCUAAACGAAGGCGCGAACAAGGAAAGGAAGAAGAGGAUCCUUGGAGUUUUGAAGUUUCGACCCUUAAAUCCCUCAGCUAGUGAGCCAGCGUUCGAACUGGAGCCACCCGCCACCCUCACAAAAGUUCAUGAAGUAGGUAGACGAAGAGCGUUGGCUACUGAUCCAAUCCUCACUAUGUUGAUGGACCGAUGUUCCGAUUCUGUGUCUGCAUCGAUAAAAAUGUAUUGUCACCACAACCGGUACGAAAAGCAGGGACUUGGCUUCGCUCAUCACUGCUACUACGCCCCUUGGCAGCAAGGCUGCAGACAAGACCUGAUGCUUUGGAGAGAAGUGGCUAAACAACGCAUGGAUCAGGAGUACCGCUUGGUGACGGUACCAUUCCCUGCGCUCAUCAUCCAAGCAGAGGAAGACUUUGAUCGCACCUUUGUGCAUGGAAAUGCUAGGGACCUGUAUACCGUAUCCGACUACAAGGUAGCGGAUCACAUUACAGCGUACGUCGUACAUUCCCAUGACGAAAAUGGUGAGAAUACGUCGCAAACUGAAGUCGUACACGGAAGGGUUAAACCUUCCGCUCUGAACGAUACAGACUGGAGAACCUUGGCUGAAAGUACGCUUGGCAAGGGCAAGAUGAUCUUCGAUCAUGGAUUCUUUCAUGAUAUCACAGCUAAGAGACGACACCAGAGUUACACCAACUUGACGAAGUCCGAUCAGUACAUGAAUGGACGGAAUAACUCGUGGGCACUCGUAGCUGGAGGGAACCCUACCUCUAUCCGGCCAUACAUGGACGCGUACGGGGAUGAGCCGUUCGCAGCCACAAUUGUUCCAUAUACGGCUGUGAAGAAAAGAUAUGAUGGAACCUUGGAUCCGAUCCUCGAGAAUGGCAUGAAGUACCAAGACCUGAGGGAUGCCCACAGCAACUUGAAGCCAAUCUUCAACAAGACAGUCACGUGGGAUGGACAACACGAAAUUCCAGGGUUUGCUGCCGAAUGCCAUCUGAUUACUGAAAACCCUGUCGAACAAGCUCUUGUCGGGAGAUUGCCAUGGGAUGAUCACUCCGUUCUCAUCGAAGCUUCACUCCUCCUCGAAAUGACUGACGACGAAUUCCAUGAUUGGUACCGUCGACAUCAGAAAGAAAUUUGGCAUCAACAUCAACGCGCUUUCACUGAUGUCAUCUCUAAAGAAUCGGCUUAUGGUGAAAAAUCGUACUAUUAUGUAGCCUCUGUAGAACCGGCAGCUGGACAGAAACGAAAAUAUGCUUCAGCCGAUGAAGAAGAAGGAAUGCUGGGAUUCUCUACAGACACCAGCGGUGAAGAUGCUACUCCCCCUCCAUCGCCCCAACCCCCGAGCCCUGCCCCCUCUCCCCAAGGAACCAGACGUGUAAAACGAAGAAGACGCGAACUCACGGGACAAGAUAGGAGAUUGAACGACGAAAGAGACGAGAACGAGGGAGUUACGGGCGUAAUGAGAGGUGGCCUUUCCAACAGUCGAGGUCUCCCUGGGCGACCAAGAGGUUCAAGAAGAAUACGUGAAGUUAUUCCUGGAGAGAGACGCAGUGGAAGGCUUGCUGGUCGGAGUUCUCAACCAGAGUCGUAAAGGAAGACGAUAAACGCAUUUCAUAACUUCGCAAACUUUUCGCGAAGUUAUGAUCGCAGCAAAAAGAGCAUUGUUGUUUGGAUUCUUGACUUUAAUUGAUCGGGCGAUCAAUUGACCAAAGUGGGGAGGAAUGUGAGAGUGAAAACACGUGACUUCAGGGUCACGUGCUACCAACGUUUAGUAUUUAUAGCUUCUCUUCUGUAGACCUAAAAAUAUCAUCGAAUUUUCU